Messenger RNA from Cyclopterus lumpus (lumpfish), 1338 nucleotides. RefSeq names its product hydroxysteroid (17-beta) dehydrogenase 14 (gene hsd17b14). The transcript is spliced from 9 exons. NCBI's taxonomy places the organism in Eukaryota, Metazoa, Chordata, Actinopteri, Perciformes, Cyclopteridae. Gene Ontology annotation, molecular function: estradiol 17-beta-dehydrogenase [NAD(P)+] activity. The record is from RefSeq and is a predicted model, not a curated record. The coding region runs from base 270 to 1118 and encodes 282 amino acids. Gene Ontology annotation, biological process: steroid catabolic process. Gene Ontology annotation, cellular component: cytosol.
GGGUGUGGUAAUGUUUAUUUUUAAAUACCCUUUAUUUAAAUUUACAAUUUGAAGACUAAAUCUCCCACUUUAUUGACAGUUUUUCAAGUGAACUUUGUGAUUUCCAAUACUACCAACAGCCCCUGAAGGCAGCAGAGCCAACCCCUCAUGAUAUGGUUGAACCGCGGUGAUGCUGAUAAGCUGACGCGGAGGAACUAGCUCCUUGUCUCUGUCACGCGCCGUGCUGCAGGUAUAUCUCCCCUUCGAGGCGUUCACGGACUGUUACCGAAAUGUCGCCGCGAUACUCCAACAAAGUAGUCAUCGUGACCGGGGGGUCCAAAGGGAUCGGGAGGGGGAUUGUCAAAGUGUUUGUGGCGAAUGGAGCCAAAGUGGUGUUUUGUGCACCAGAAGGUGCAGCCGGUGAGGCUCUGGAGACGGAGUUAAACAAAGCAGGUGUAGGAUCAUGCACGUAUGUCCCGUGUGACGUCUGCAAAGAGGAUGACAUCAAGAGAUUGAUCGCUUUCACGGUGGAGCACUACGGACACGUCGACUGCCUUGUCAACAACGCCGGGUGGCACCCGCCUCAUAAACCCAUCGACGACACCACGGCAGAGGAGUUCAAGGACCUGCUGAACCUGAACCUCAUCAACUACUUCUUGGCCUCCAAAUAUGUGUUGCCGUACCUCCGAAAGCGUCAGGGAAACAUCAUCAACGUGUCCAGUCUGACGGCAACCAUCGGCCAAAAAGAUGCUGCGCCGUAUGUCGCCACCAAGGGGGCGAUACUCUCCAUGACAAAGGCGAUGGCCGUGGACGAGAGUCUCCACAACGUGAGAGUGAACUGCAUCUCUCCAGGUAACGUGCUCACGCCUCUGUGGAAGGAAUUAGCAGGACAGACACCAGAUGCUGCAGCCACCAUUCAACUGGGAGAAACCCACCAGCUGAUGGGUCGCAUGGGCACGGAGGCCGAGUGCGGACUGGCCGCCUUGUUUCUGGCCGCUGACGCGACUUUCUGCACCGGGAUCGAGCUGCUGCUGAGCGGCGGAGCGGAACUCAACUACGGCAUCAAGAGUCAGAUCUCUUCCUCUCUCCUCGCCCCCUCUCUCCUCGCCCCCUCUCUCCUGACUCCUCGCCCUCUGUAGAAUCGAGACCAUCAGCCUCUUCUUAUUAAUGUCUUUGCAAGCUUUAUUAUUGUUAUUCCCUUUUUUAAUAUUGCUAAUACUUCAUCUUAGUCCCUUGUUUUACUGUAAACCCGUGCUUAUGUUCAUAUAUGCUUUGUCAGAUAUGAUCUUUGCCUUUUUUAAUAAAUGUAUUUUACAUUAUUUGUCUUAUUUUGAAGCACAUUGACUCUAUACGCGAAAU